This is a messenger RNA of Closterium sp. Naga37s-1, 1236 nucleotides long. The record is from the annotation of a GenBank genome assembly. Lineage: Eukaryota; Viridiplantae; Streptophyta; Zygnematophyceae; Desmidiales; Closteriaceae.
AUGGUGAUUGCCGGUGCGCCUGAGCCGUCGCCAGAGCGCGUUGCCGCCUGGUCGGCAGUGGUCGCCAAGCCUCAGUCUGAGCCCGGAAAGGCGACCACGGCGACGAAUCCCCCUGUGCCUCCGGCUCCGAAGCCCUCGACAACAUUCUCUGAAAAGCCUCCUCUCCUCGAACCCGCAUCUCCUCCUGUCGCGGCUGCGCCCGGUUCGUCGGCAACUGCUGUCCCUCAGUCUGCCGCAACUGCUGCUGCUGUGUCGUCUGUCCCGGCUGCGCCGACUGUUCCCCAGGCCCCACAUGCAGCACCUCCGGCGACUGUCGCUGAACUCCCGGCUCCCGUGCCCGCUGGGCCACCUGCUGCCGUCCCCGAUUUGCCGACGCAUGCCUCUGCCUCGUCACCGCAGGCGGCGUCCGCCACCACUGGCGGCCCGGCCCCGGUGGUUGCGCCGGCAGUGGAUCCGGCCGCCCCUGUUGUGCCGAUGGCUCCAGUGGCGCCGCCGUCUCGUCCACCGUCGCCGGACCGCCGCCCGUCUCGCCCCCACUCUCCAGCUCCCCACCAGGACCGUGAGUCCUCAAGACGUCGCCGCAAUUCUCCGCGGCGCUACCAGCAGCAGGGCCAGUGGCACGCGAACCGUGGCGGUCGUGGUGGCUGGCGGGGUCCCCGCGGUCGCGGAGGUGGAGGGGCGUACGAUCCGCCUGUGAGGAUGGCGGAUCUGCAGCGGGCGGUAACGACCGCGGUGCGUGAGGAGAGGGCUGCUCCGACCCAGGGCAGUUCACGCGCCGGCGAGGCCUAUUCCGCGCGUCGUCAGCCAGUGCUCCCUGAGAGUCCGCUUCCUGUUGCACCAAUCCCUCCUCAGAUUCCGGCCUCGUCGGCUCCUGCCGCUGCUGCCCCCGCUCCGGAACCUGGAUCUCGGCUUCGUAUGCCGCCUGUUCCGCCCGUGGCGGGAGUAGAAUUUGUGGCGGCGGGAGGUGGGGCGGCGGGGGCGCAUUAUCUUCCAACCGGCGUCGCUGGAUCGACCUCUCAUGCUGUCCAAGAGCCCUUUCACGCACUGCUCCUGAUACAGGUUCUCGCUCACUCGUCUCUCCCUGUGGUUCCCCCCGAGAGGUUCCAGGAUCGUCAUCGAGAGGCAUGCUUGGAUGCAGCCGAUCAGCUCGCAGUGCUGCUGGCGCCCGUGCUGGCUGCACCCGCCGAGGGAGGCGUUGCGUCUGCGGGGCACUUGAUGAGGCUGUCCGCGGCUUGA